CGCGUGCUCACUCAGUUGCAGAACAGAAACGAAUUCGCGCGCGUGCGCCGUCAGCUUCGGUUUCGAUUUGAAUUUUGGAUUAUUAUUUCGCAUUUGUCGGUCUGCACACAGCCCAAAGUGAAGUUCUUCUGAGAAUCGCCUCGCACAUAAAGCAAGGUUGCAGAAACAUACAUAGUAUACACGUGUAUUAAGCUAACCAAGAACAUGGAAGGUCAGGCCAAGCAAGCGUACUUCGUCAAUGAAGCAUUCAGUCAUGAAGAACACCCGCAUGGCGGAGGUGGGGACAAUCUGCAUCGACGGAAAAGCGGCGGCACCACCAAGGAACUGCAAUUGGAUUUGGGUCAGAACAAGAAGGGUCAGGAAUUGACUGGCCACAAUGGCAGUGACAAUGGCAGCAGCAGCCUGCCCAACAUUGACUUCGAUGACAUACUGCCGCUGAUUGGGGAAUUUGGCAGAUACCAGAAGAUCCUCUUCAUCUGCAUGAUACCGUUCUCGUUCUUCGUGGCCUUUGUGUACUUCUCGCAGAUAUUUCUCACGCUGAUACCCGAACAGCAUUGGUGCCAUGUCCCGGAGCUGGAUGGCCUGGAUGUGGAGGCCAGACUGGCGCUUUCUAUACCCAUGAUGAAUGGGGAAUACAACAAUUGUUACAUGUACGACGUGAACUAUACCGAAAUUAUGGCCCAGGGCAAGGUGAUGGCGGAUCCCAAGUGGCCGAAGGUGAAGUGUCGCAAUGGCUGGUCCUACAACUACACGGAGAUACCUUACUCGACGGUGGCCACCGAACAGAAUUGGGUGUGCGACGAUGCCGCCCUGCCCACCUAUGCCCAAUCCAUUUUCUUUCUUGGCGCCAUCGUGGGUGGCCUUCUGUUUGGAUGGGUGGCAGAUCGCUACGGGCGCAUUCCGGCACUGAUUGGCACCAAUCUUAUAGGACUUGUGGCUGGCGUGGGCACUGCCUUUGCCAACAGCUUUUGGGAAUUUGCCGCCAUGCGUUUCUUUGUGGGAUUCGCCUUUGACAAUUGCUUCACCAUGAUGUACAUACUGGUUCUGGAGUACGUGGGUCCCAAGUAUCGCACGUUUGUGGCCAACAUGUCCAUUGCCAUAUUCUUUACGGGCGCCGCUUGCCUGCUGCCGUGGAUUGCCUACUUUGUGGCCAACUGGAAGCUGCUGUCGAUCAUCACCUCCGCCCCGCUGCUGCUGGUUGUCUUCACGCCCCUGAUUGUGCCGGAGUCGGCACGCUGGCUGGUCGCCCAGGGCAAGGUGGACAAGGCCAUUUCGAUACUCAAGCAGCUGGAGCGACGCAAUGGCCGCCAGGUGCCCGCCCAGACGUAUCAGCAAUUUGCCGACAGCUGCCGCCGCAUGCGGGAGCAGGAGGCCCAGAAUGGCAGCUACUCCGUUCUCGAUCUGUUCAAGUCCCCCCGCCUGCGUCGCACCACGCUGCUGCUCAUCGUCAUCUGGAUGGCCAUAUCGCUGGUGUUCGACGGGCAUGUGAGGAACGUCGGCUCCCUGGGGCUGGACAUCUUCUUCACCUUUACGGUGGCAAGUUUCACGGAGCUGCCGGCUGAUACUCUCCUCACCGUGACCCUGGAUCGCUUUGGACGCCGCUGGUUGGCCUGUGGCUCGAUGGUCGCCAGCGGUGUAUUCAGUCUGUUGGCUACCGUGGUGCCCGUUGGCGUCUACUCCGCCGCCUUGGCCAUUAUGGGACGUUUCUUUGUCAAUAUCAGCUACAACAUUGGACUGCAGUGGGCGGCCGAGGUGCUGCCGACAGUGGUGCGUGCCCAGGCGGUGGCUUUCAUCCACAUCAUGGGCUAUGUGGCCAGCAUCAUUGCACCAUUCAUUGUGUACUUGGCCAAUAUUUCCACAGCUCUGCCGCUCAUAAUUUUGGGUCUGCUGGGCAUCGUUGGCGGUUUAUUGUCGCUGCUGCUGCCGGAGACGCUCAAUCACGAUUUGCCACAAACCCUCAGCGAUGGGGAGGAGUUUGGCAGGGGGCAGAGCAUUUGGGAUUUCCCCUGCCUGGCCAAACAGGUGGACGAGGACGAGGAGUCGCGAAGGAACACGGAUGUGGAAGUUCGUUCGCAGGCCUUUGUGAGGGGCACACAAACCGGAGCCUCCCUCACUGCCUCUACGGGCGGAGAGCUGCGCUCCAGCAUAUUGCGCAGAUCGGUGAAAUCGCGCAACUCGACGAAGCUCUAGGGGAUCAGAUCACAGUCCAUCCCAUAGCUCAUAGGUAGUCAAAACUCAAACAACUGUAGCCUUGCCUUGCAUUUUUAGCAUCAGCUAGCCUCUAAGCGUCUUUGAAGACUUUUGUGAUACUAGAAAUAAGAAAUUUCAUGCCGCCCCCUGAACAAAAACAUCAAAUAAAUAACGAAAUAAUA
Messenger RNA from Drosophila obscura, 2372 nucleotides. Its product is annotated as organic cation transporter protein. The transcript has 3 exons. Bases 205 to 2190 code for a protein of 661 amino acids. NCBI's taxonomy places the organism in Eukaryota, Metazoa, Arthropoda, Insecta, Diptera, Drosophilidae. Gene Ontology annotation, biological process: transmembrane transport. The record is from RefSeq and is a predicted model, not a curated record. Gene Ontology annotation, molecular function: transmembrane transporter activity. Gene Ontology annotation, cellular component: membrane.